CCUCCCUCGGCCACUAAUCUUGGGAAUUCUGACCUCAUCUGUUUUUCCUUUUUCCUUUUCCUCCAUCAUCUGCCCCUUUUCUUUCCUGGUUCUCCUUUCUCUCUCAGAGCCUCUUUCUCUUCUACAUCUCUUAACCUUAUCUGUGGCGGGGCAACACAACUUCCAACUCCUCUCACUCCGCUGACUGCCUAACCACCCCACGUCCGACGCCCUGCCAGUUUUUCUUCCUCUCUCUAGCACACACCGGUCCACGACUCAAUAGAUUUUUUGCCUCUUUCCUGCUUCAAUCCUCUCAUCAUGAGUACGAUACAGAACAUCAAGAAUUUCAUCCGGCAUGGGAAACAAGCUCGCCUCGUGACGCCCCAUUCCGAGCCCACCACCGACGUGUCCACCGUCCACGCCGAACAGCAGCCACAACCCCACGGCCAAUUCUCUCCGGCCCUCGGAGCCUUUGACAAGGGUGACAUGCGAGGGACUGGUCAGGCCACCCAGCAAAAAACAGACACUCAGGUGAAGCGCGAUCGGUCUGUGGAAAUCGAACGCCUCGUUCAGGAAGAGAGAACAAGCCGGUCAAAGAUGCCUCAGUAUCCCGGUCUUGACCGUUGGAUUCUGGUGGAGAAGAUGGGCGAUGGCGCAUUCAGCAAUGUUUACCGCGCAAAAGAUUCUACUGGAGAGAUCGGUGAAGUGGCUAUCAAGGUCGUGCGCAAGUUUGAAAUGAACAGCAAUCAGCGAGCGAAUAUCCUCAAGGAAGUCCAGAUUAUGCGCAACCUCGACCACCCCAACAUCGUCAAGUUGGUUGACUUUUCCGAAUCGCGACAAUAUUACUACAUCAUUCUCGAGCUUUGUCCUGGUGGAGAGUUGUUCCACCAAAUCGUGCGAUUGACAUACUUUAGCGAAGACCUGAGCCGACACGUGAUUGUCCAGGUCGCAGAGGCCAUUGAAUACUUGCAUGAGACAUCCGGCGUUGUUCAUCGUGAUAUCAAACCUGAGAAUUUGCUAUUUUAUCCUACUCCCUUCGUUCCGAGCAAGCAUCCGAAACCUAAGCAGCCGGGCGAUGAAGACAAGGAAGAUGAAGGAGAGUUCAUUCCGGGUGUCGGCUCUGGUGGUAUCGGUACGAUCAAGAUUGCCGAUUUCGGUCUGUCUAAGGUGAUCUGGGAUAGCCAGACCAUGACCCCGUGCGGAACAGUCGGUUACACAGCACCGGAAAUUGUGAAGGAUGAGCGGUACUCGAAGAGUGUAGAUAUGUGGGCUAUGGGCUGCGUUCUCUACACUCUGCUGUGCGGUUUCCCUCCAUUCUAUGACGAAAGCAUUCAAGUCCUUACGGAGAAGGUCGCUCGCGGCCAAUACACGUUCCUCUCGCCGUGGUGGGACGACAUCUCCAAAUCGGCUCAAGAUUUGAUCUCGCAUCUCUUGACUGUUGACCCCGAGAAGCGCUACACUAUCAAGGAAUUCCUCGCACACCCCUGGAUCCGCCAAAGCGGCGAGGAGACUACCGCGGCUGCUGACGCCCCGCCUCUGGCCACGCCCUUUGGCCAGGCUCGCCAGGAUGGCCCAGAACUCAACCUCGUUGGUGCUGAGCAAGCGCCUUACCAGCCCGCCAGUUCCCGCUUCAUGGAUGCGCCGUCCGUAGCGUCGGAACGCCGAAUGGACUUCCGCUCGCCCGGCGCCUUCAACUUGCGUGAAGUUUUCGAUGUUGGUUACGCAGUUCACCGACAAGAAGAAGAAGGCAAGCGCCAGCGGAACCGUCAGAACGCGGCCCGAAGUGGCCAUCCGCUGGCUGGCUUCCAAUCUGCGCUUGGAUCUCUUAACGAAGACUACGAUGACGAACCGGAAGACCGCCCCCGUGAAGAAAACACUGAGCAGCCUCCCCUCAAGGUUGCCAAGUCCAACACCCACGCAGGUGACGUCGCAGGAAUGGAGGCAAAACUGCGGUCCACGAAUCUCGGCGCCCAAAGCAGUGCUGCUCAGGCCCGACAGGCCCAUCGUCAACCCAAACAGCAGGGCUACGGACAGCAUGACGCUAAAGUCGCCGCAGCAGCCAAGAGUGCUAUCGGCCGCAGAGGACAUGAGCCAUUCGAGCUCAGCCUGGAUGGCGCUACCCUUUUGGAGAAGCGUGGUCGUCGCAAUCAGCAACAGCCGGUUGCUUAAACAUGGAAUAGGGUUUUCGCAUGCCCGAAACACUCGAUUUUCCUGCUCUCUCUCCUUCGUUGGUGAUACCUUUCCAGAUUAUGAGCUUUGACGAGUGAUAUGAUGCAUGGAUCCCACGUCUCAUUUCUUCAUUUUCCACCUCUUGAUUUAACACCACUCUACCUCGACUCAUCAUGGCCGAUACCUCUCACUCUUAUCCUCUAUUACCCAUCUACCUUCUUCUCCAUUCUUCUACCUGUCUGCACGAGCCAUCGGAUCUACCCCGUGAAGAAGAGCAUACAUAUUUCAAGAUUUUUUGACUGGGAGCAGAAGAUACUGGCUGCGACUGUCUAAUGAUACAUUGCAUCCUUUUUGCUCUUGAUUUCCGUUUCCUCAUCGUUCGUGCUUCGCGGAGCUACUGGCUUUACUCGGAUGGAGUUCGUCUUGUUUUCAUAGGGAUCUCACGCUUGGCUUUGUUUUUAUCUCGUGUCUAUGUCUCGGUUUCUUCCAUUUUAACCAUUUUUUUUCCUCUUGUGUGACCUCAUUGAAGAUCUCCCGAAUGGCAUUUCUGGCUAGUCUUCAGCUUGUCUGUAUGGCGACUGGGUCUUUUUUUGAUCUUUGCUCUUCACCAUGAUGAUUUAGCGCAUUGAUUUUGUACUAUUUUGCUUUCGUAGAUUUUUUGGUAGAGGC
Molecule: messenger RNA, 2817 nt
Organism: Penicillium subrubescens
Lineage: Eukaryota; Fungi; Ascomycota; Eurotiomycetes; Eurotiales; Aspergillaceae
Product: serine/threonine-protein kinase
Exons: 3
Coding region: 298-2148 (616 amino acids)
Biological process (GO): protein phosphorylation
Molecular function (GO): protein kinase activity; ATP binding
Source: RefSeq, a predicted model, not a curated record